Messenger RNA from Alligator sinensis (Chinese alligator), 4624 nucleotides. It is a transcript of the gene SLC68A1, whose product is annotated as major facilitator superfamily domain containing 13A. The record is from RefSeq and is a predicted model, not a curated record. NCBI's taxonomy places the organism in Eukaryota, Metazoa, Chordata, Crocodylia, Alligatoridae. The transcript has 11 exons. The coding region runs from base 590 to 2119 and encodes 509 amino acids.
UGUCGCGCGGGGGGAGGAGCGGGGUCCUGGUGCCCCGGGCGGGGGCUGCUCGUUCCAGCCCGCGUGGAGCCCUGUGUGUGCCCCCCCUCCCCGCUGUGACAGUGGUUUAGCCCGUGUGGAGCCCUGAAGGGGUGUGCCCCCUCAGUGUAAUGGUCUGUCCCAUGUGGUGCCUAGCUUCCUGCUCGGCUGUCGUGUUUGAGAGAUUCACCAUACCUAAUGACCAUUCAGCCCUUUGGAGAGUGUCUCUUGACUCUCCCUCCCUGAUGAUCAAGAACUGAAAACCUUUGAAACGUCCAUUGGCAUUUCCUAUACAAGGGUGAGAACAGCCAGUCCGCUGUGCUGGACAACGGCGCCCUCAAAGCAUCGGAGACCUGCCAGCCUUGCUCCGAGUCGGCAGCCGUAGCUAGGCGAGCCCCGUCUUUUACGACGGCAGGGAACAAAUGAUGGCUUACGCUCAGGAAAUGGCUUGACCGUCCCUGGUAGCGGAGGAGCCAUGGAUUGGCCCCGACCAGGGUCCAGCACGUGCCGGGAGAAGUGGCCCAUCUGAAGUGGAGGUGAUGCGACGCCCCAUGACAGAGCCAGCAGGACCAUGGGUUUGCGAUUGCGGGGCUGUCUCUCCGCCUUGCCCACUGCUGUGGUGUACGGGUCCCUCUCGCUCUUCAUUUCCAUUUUGCACAACGUGUUCCUCCUGUACUACGUGGACACCUUUGUCUCCGUUUACAAGAUUGAUAAACUGUCCUUCUGGAUCGGCGAGACAGUGUUUCUGAUCUGGAACAGCCUCAACGACCCCCUCUUUGGCUGGCUGAGUGACCGGGUAUUUCUUAGCACGCAACAGCCGGGAGCGGAGAUCUCCUCGCCAGAAGUUGUUCUGAAGAGGCUUAAGGCUCUGAGCCGCAAUGGCCCCCUAUUUGCCCUUUCCUUCCUGGCUUUCUGGGUUGCGUGGGCCCACCCAGGCUUGCAGUUCCUCCUCUGCCUCUGCUUCUACGACAGCUUCCUCACCAUGGUCGAUCUCAACCACAACGCCUUGCUCGCGGACCUCGCCGUUUCUGCCAAGGACAGGACCAGCCUCAACUUCUACUGUUCGCUCUUCAGUGCCAUCGGUUCGCUCUCCGUCUUCAUGUCCUACGCAGUGUGGAACAAAGAGGACUUCUUCUCUUUCCGCAUAUUUUGUGUGGCGCUGGCUCUCUGCUCCGUCCUUGGCUUCAGCCUGUCAACGUGGCUGCUGAGGCAACGAUUUGAGACUGAAGGGAAAGCAAAAUGGGACCAAGAGGCCACUUUGAAAGAAUUGGACGUGGAGCAGCCGUCUGCCCCGCAGGAGAAGAGGAUCACGCUGGCCGAGUACCUCAAGCAGCUCUCCAGGCACCGCAACUUCCUCUGGUUCGUCUGCAUGAACCUGAUCCAGGUAUUUCACUGCCACUUCAACAGCAACUUCUUCCCUCUCUUCCUGGAACAUCUGCUGUCUGACCAGAUCUCUGUGUCCACAGGAUCCUUCCUGCUGGGCAUUUCCUACAUUGCUCCUCAUCUCAACAACCUCUACUUCCUGUCUCUGUGCCAAAGAUGGGGGGUUUACGCUGUGGUGCGUGGGCUCUUCUUCCUGAAGCUGGUGCUCAGCGUGGUCAUGCUCUUGGCAGGACCUGACCAGGUGCAUCUGCUCUGCAUCUUCAUCGCCAGCAACCGGGUCUUCACUGAAGGGACUUGCAAGUUGCUGAACCUGGUUGUCACCGACUUGGUGGACGAGGAUUUUGUCUUGAACCGCAGGAAGCAGGCGGCCUCGGCCCUCUUGUUUGGGAUGGUCGCUUUGGUGACCAAGCCAGGCCAGACCUUUGCCCCUCUGAUUGGCACCUGGCUGCUGUGUGCUUACACAGGUUACGACAUCUUCCAGCGGGACCCUGUGAGCAACGUGAUGAGCACCCAGCCGAAGCUCGAGUCCGGCACGGCCUGGAAGCCCACCCUGCGCCAAGGCUGCUUCUACCUCCUCGUCAUCAUCCCCAUCACAUGCGCGCUGCUGCAGCUCCUCAGCUGGUCCCAGUUCAACCUGCGGGGCCGGCGCCUGCAGGCGGUGAAGGCCCAGCGCCAGGUCCUGACUCGGGGUCGCUCGCGAGAGAUCAAGAUGAUCUGAGACCCCUUCGGAGCCCUUUCUGGGGACCCUGCCUCUUGCCAACUGUGUCUAGUGCGGUGCGCCUCCAUGCCGUCCGGUGCAGCAGAGGCCAGCGGUGUUACUGGUCACCGCAUCCAGGUGCUUACGAUUCAACUGUGAAAUGCCCCAAUACUUGCCAGGCAAAGAUUUACUCAUUCCAGGAGGCGGCAGGCGCUUCGUAGAGACAGGUGAUUGCAGCAGUGCCAGGUGGGUUUGCUCAGGCAGGCGCAUGGAGUCCCGGGUUCGCAUCCCCGUUGUCGUCCUUCAAAUAUAAGAUCCCCUGGAAUUUGAGACAGAUGUUCCGACUCUCCAAUGCAGCCAAAAAAACCCAAAUCAAAUAUCCUAGUAAAGUAAAUUGACAAGGGCACAGCCAUGGCAGGGCACAGGAAAGCUUUUCACUGUUUACAUUUUAACUCAGGUUUAGGACACGGGCAUUUUUGGAAGGAAUACUUCGUUUUAAAAUGUUUCUUAUAUUUGAAGGAUUACAACAGAGGCGGACAACAGGGGAACGAACAACUUGCUUGCAUUGAGUUGUGGAGAGAGCUGGUUGAGUGAGGUCUCUAGGGCAGCAUUUCACCCCGUGGGACUCCCAUGGGAAAUGCUUGGCCAGUUUGGCAGUGGCUUUGUGCCUGGCCAGUGGGACUCCAUGCCUUGCCUCUGCCCCCAUCUGGAGCAGCAGGAGUGGGUGGCAAUGCAGAAACUUCCAUUUUGGGGGUGAUGGGUGCCCUCCACCCACUGCCAGAUAAGGGCUGGGAUGGGCAGGGUCCCACUGGAGUGCUGCCUGGAGGACUGGAGACCCAGGCAGGACUCAGAGCUGAAAGGGGGUAUGAAGGACCACAGGGAAGGCAGGGAUAGGGGCAGGUCUCGGUGCUGGGAGACUCCAGUGCAGCGGUCCCAGUGCUGACGCUGAGCAGGAGAGAGUCCCCGUCGCUGCCUGUGAUCCGGGGCGGUUUCUCCAUGACAGCGGGUACGGCCGCACUCGGCUCAUGGUGCUGAAUCUCGGGUUAGAGACGGGCUUCCAGGCUCCUCAGUGGACUCGGCACUGGGGGCUCUGGCGACAGUCCUCAUCCCCUCCCUCCCCUGUCAGCUGUGCUGGAGGACCCGUGCACUGCCACUCUCCAGCAAGCUGGCAGUGUGGGGGAUUGCUGAGCACCGUAAUAUUCCCCCCCUUCCAGCCCCAUCGCAGCCAGUCUCUUAACAAGGUAGGGGCCCUCCCAUGCCCAGCCACGCAAGUAAUUUCACAGGCGUCAGCAGUGCUGGGGGGCUGGAGCAUGGCCCCGCAUCGCUGGCAGGGUGUCUGAGGGCAGCAUGGGCUCUGCUGUAAGUCCAGGGACCCUUUGCCCAGCUCUGCACCUUCCUUGCCCUUGCUGGGACAGGAAAGCGCAGCCUCACAUGGCCGCUGGGUUCUUCCUGCCUUGAACCGUCUUAAACCCCUUGCACAGUACUCUGAGCGAAGUCCUGGCCCCAGCAAAGUCCCAGGCAAAGCUCCCGUCUGCUGCCCCUGGGGCCAGGAUUUCACCCUCUUGGAAGGGGCGUUUGUUUCAUCUCCUGGGACAUGCCAGGCUCUUAGAGCAGUGUUUGAAUGGGUGAAGACCAACCCCGGUCUGUCACUGGCUUUGACCCUCCUGCUUUAUUUACAUCAUAGACAAGGAGGGUGGAAGGGAGUUCAGGAGGUCACAUCCAGUCCAGCCCCCUGCUCUAAGCAGGACCAGCCCCAACUACAUCAUCCCAGACAGGGCUUUGUCUACCUGGGGCUUAAACACCUCCAGGGAUGGAGAGUCCACCACCGCUCUGGGGAGCCUGUUCCAGUGCUUCACCGCCCUCCUAGCAAGAAAAGUUUUCCUAAUAUCUAACCUCAACUUCCCUUGUUGCACAUCGUGUUCGGCUAAUAUCCUGUGAUAGCUGUGGAGCAGUUUAGUGCAGGUUGCUCUGGCCUUUCCCCGGGCUGGGAUCAGGUCGUGCGCAGGGUUGUAGCUAGCAGAGUUUUCCUCCCAGCGGCGUACACAGCUCCACGUCCUGUGCAGUCCCCUGGCUUGUUGGCAGGGAAGGUUUGGUGCUGAGCACAUGUCUGCUGGUGUCAGUAGAGCCGGAGCCCGAGAUGACGCCCAAGCGCCCUGGCGUUCAGUCUGGUUUGGCUGCAAGAGGACCAGCUUCUGCCGCAGGAGCCGGGCGAGCGCUGGGAGCUCCCGAGGCCCAAGGCGCCGUCCUGUGCAUGUGCUGCGUCUUCACCCAGGGGCCGGUCAGGUGGCACCAUCGGCUUCCCUCCAUCCUGCUGUUAACUACGGAGCCAUCGACAUCCCCACUGCCACGUCUUUUUGGGGCACGACUGCCUCCAGCCUUGGACCAAGACACAAGGAAGCCAUGACACUGCCUGGACCCCUCCGUCUCUUCGGGCAGUUACGCCCUGACUUAUCCAUGUGACUUUUAUCAGGCCUUGUGCCUGACUUUUAGUUUCCGAGCCACAGGUGAUUAAAGGCCUUUUCUGUA